AACAUGUAUGUUGUUCCACCUAUAUUACAGUUACGGGCUAGGAGUAUGCCUUUAUUGUGGCAUGACAUCCGGCUGUCAGUUGGCUAUUUUAAAAGCACGCACGUUUUACAAGAAUAUUUUUAUUUUACCAAAAGGGUGGUACACAUUUUGAUCGUGUAAGCUCAUUUCCAACCAGCUGUAGUGUAGAAUAGGAAUACUAUCGUAAAGAAGAAUGAAGUCCCUACUGGUAUCAACGCUGCUGCUUUGUUUCGUUAGUGAAAUCAACACGUUAAAGAGAGGCAUCUUCCCACCGUAUAACUUUCUGUGUUCGGGUACCGGUAUUAAGGCUGUAGACUUUGACUGCACAGGCUUUUUACAAUGUAUUGACACGACGGCCCACUGGCAAACAUGUCCACCAAAUCAAUACUUUGAUGGAGCUGUGAGCUGUUCUGGAGACAGCAGGAACUGUAAAAAUUUAACAGAGGUUGCCAACACGACGUGCCCGUUCCACUCCACAUUGACAUUCCCUCAUCCAGACAGCUGUGCCAAGUUCUAUAACUGUAACAGAACCAUCCCUAUUGAUGGGCUGUUGCAGUUUGAAGACGAGUGUCCUUUCCCCCCUGCUUUACGACUCCAACACCAAAGAGUGCAGCGACCCCGACAUCAACCCCAACAUCACCUGCCAAGCCCCAGCACCGCUGGACCAGUGUUCCUACCAUCUGGAGUGUGGUCGGCCCGUGUGCACAGGCCUCCCGGACGGAGAGCACGGAUACUCCACGCAACCCUUCGACGUGGAGUACGUUAUCUGUAAAAAUGGCCUUGUCGACAUGGUCAAACGUUGUACCCGUCAGGGAGAAGUAUUCGACCCAAUAGCCAGACUGUGCACAACCAAUUAUAAACCAUCUAUACCAGCCUAUUGCCAAGCGAACCGGAACGUAACAUUCGCGUCCCCCGAGUCGUGCUCCCUCUUCUACAACUGCAGCAACAUCGACGCCCGCCCCAACUCCACCCUGGAGGAGUAUCAAGACGAGUGCCCCUACCUGUUCCUAUUCGACCCCGUGGCUCGGAUGUGCAAGUUCUACCCUGGCGUCAUGUGCGGUCUGCGGCCCGAACCCAAGGCUCCAUGCGACUAUAUCAUUGGCCACUGUAUUGGACGAGAGAAGUGCAUCCCCUGUGAAGCAAGCUGUAUGGGUCUUAAUGACGGCCCCAACAUCUACCCGGGCAAAGCCUUGACCUCCGAGUACCUGGACUGUGAUAAGGAGCGCACUCGCAACAUGAAGGUCUGUCUGGGCGGGAAGAUAUUUGACCCAAUGACAGAAGAUUGUGGAUCUGAAAUUAGCACAGCGACCCUGGAGCUGUUCUGUGCCAAGAACCCCACCAUGAUAAUUCCCCAUCCUGGUGAAUGCACUCAGUUCUACGACUGCCAGAAAGUGAUGGCUUCAGGGAACCUCAACAAGUUUGUUCGCGAGUGUCUGUUCCCCCAGGUGUUCGACCCCAGAGACAACACCUGCAAGGACAGACAGAUGGUGUCGUGUGACUACAGGCGGCUACCGACCUCAAUGUGCGGGUACCUCCAACAUCAGUGUGUGGGACAGAAGUGCUCCCCCUGUGUCGACACGCUACCCUCAUGUACAGGCAAGAGUAACGGCUACUGGCCCUUGGUAGGCGAGGAGAUGACGGCCUUCUUCCUGGUGUGUACUGGAGGGCUGUUCACCUCCAUAGGACAAUGUCCUAACGGGGAGGUGUUCGAUCAGUUGACCAGGACCUGUACUCCUACUGUAACCACGGCCGCUUUGAGGGCGUUCUGCUCCGCGCACCCUGAUUCCGCUGUGGCCAACCCCCAACACUGCGGCCAGUUCUACAAGUGUACCCCCGCCGGCGGCCCCCCGACCGCCUUCUCCGAGUGUGUGUACCCCCAGGAGUUUUCCAUCAGCGGGAAGGAGUGUCGGCCAUAUACGAACGUGGACUGUGCUGAGAGGGUGGAGAAAGUCCAGGGAUGCGACUACACCGGGAUCAACACCUGCAAAGUCGCAGACUUGUCUUGCACGUGCCGCUUCCCAUCAUGCUUUGGUCAGCGUGAUGGCGUAAUUUCCGUUUUCCCUGGCGACAACACCAUGUACUACACAUGUCGAGACAACCGCACCAUUGUGACGACAUGCACCGGGCCCAGCUUCUUUGACCCCGCAAUCCUCGGAUGUAGCGGCCUUACAACACCACCUGCAGCAGCGACUACAACGACGGCACCAAGAGUUACAACUACACCACGUGGCCCACCACCUCCAACAUCUCCUCUUGAUAAUGUGGACACUCUGGCGAAGGCCCAGGCGGUGUGCCGGCUGUACCCUACUGCCAUCAUCCCUCACUCCAGGAACUGCCACUGGUUCUACAACUGCUCCAAGCUGGAGGGCGAGUCCGAGUGCAUCUACCCCUUCCUGUUCGACAUCACCAGUGAGAUGUGUGUCGAGUACAGCCUGGCCGACUGUGGGUUGAGGAAGGAGCCCAAACAGAUGUGUGAGUAUGAGCAGUUCCUGAGCAAGUUCCCCACAUGCGCCAACUCCAUCAUCUGCAGCGACUGUGAGCGGUACUACCCGUCCUGUGCGGGUCGCCAGAACAACUACCAGAGCGGCAUCAGCACAGACAGAACCAAGUUCUACGAGUGUCGAGACCAGAGGACGUCCAUCUACACGUGUCCGCCCGGUCAGGAAUAUGACGGCACCAUGUGCACAGCCACGCCUGCGCCGACUGUAGGAGCCUCCAAUGAUGCCGAGGCCAAGGCUCUGUGCGCCCUGGACCCGUCUCGCCCGAUCCCCCACAACGGCCACUGCGCCAAGUACUUCGAGUGUAAGCCAGUCGGGAUGGUGAUUGAACGUGAGUGUGUCUACCCGCAGCUGUUUGACGCAGUGACCAGGAGGUGUGUCACCACCACACAGUGUGGCGCCAGGACGGAGUUCAAGACACCAUGUUCCUACGACUCUGUGCUGCGUAGAUACAACCGGGUAUGCAACAAGGGCCAGCCCUGCCCCGAGUGUGCGGCCGACUACCCGUCCUGUGAGGGGCGUCCAGACAACUUCAAGGGGCCCAUCCAGACAGACGAAGUCAUGUUCUACAUGUGUAACAACGAGCGCACCACCAUCGACACUUGCACCGUCAUCGGCUCCAUCUUCAUGCCUUCUAAGCAGCAGUGUAUGAUUCCACCCACAGAUCCCCUACUGACAUUGGACCCUUCACGUGUAAUAGUUGAGUGCACCCAGCAGCCCACAGGGGUGUUUCUCAUGGGGAACUCCUGUGCUCGCUACUACAACUGUUCGCUGCCAAACAGCAGACUUGGAGCGUUCGUAUCGGAAUGUGACUACCCCAUGCUGUUUGACUCUUUCCUGGGUCGAUGCGUGGAGUAUAUCAUGGCCAAAUGCUCCCCCAGGCCUGUUGAGAAGGAACCUUACAAGCCCGACAACUUCGUCGCUGCACUCCAGAUCAAUAACUACUCUUUCUAUACGUGUCUACACUCUCGGACAGUGGCUGGCACCUGUAAAGUGGGCCAGGUGUUCAACCCUACCACGUUGGUGUGUGAGGCACAGCCUACAACCACAACACCACCAACUACCACCCCAACUACGACUACGACUACAACCACAACAACUACUACCAUGCCAACGACCACGGUCACGACUACCUCUGCUCCCCGCUUCCGAACAGUGUCGGCCCAAGAGAUCGGCACCUAUUGCGCCUUCAACCCAACGAAAGUGGCCGCCCACCCCGACAGCUGUGCGAUGUUCUGGAACUGUUCCCAGCCCAACCCCCAGUACGGGAUGCAGUACCUGUUCGAGUGUACCUAUCCCAUGCACUUUGACAGCAACAGUGGCGCCUGUGUGGACUUCUCACUCGUGGACUGUGGAACCAGAAGGAGCGUCAUGGCUCCAUGCGAGUACAUUGCAUUUACUGUUAUGUUGUGUAAUGACUUGAAGUCAUGUCGGGCAUGUGACGAAACCCAGCUGUCAUGCCGCGGCAAGGCGGACGGGUACAAGGACGCCAUGUUGGAGGACCAGUCGAGCUACUUCCAGUGCCAGGACCAGAGGACCACAAUCGUGUCCUGCCCGGGGACUCAGCAGUUCGACCCCAUCACAGCUGACUGCAAGAUUCCGGGGGCACCCACCAUCCCUGUCAUGACAACAUCGGUGGAGGCGGAGGGUCCCUGCGGCACCAACCCGACAGCCAUGUUUCCCCACGCCGAGAACUGUCACCAGUACUUCGACUGCGCCGUACAGAACGGACCGUUUGGCCGCUUCCUGAGCGAGUGUCCCUACCCCGAUCUGUUUGACCCCACAUCCGCUUCCUGCAAGGACCACUCCCUGGUAGCCUGUGGGCGACGAUACGAGCCGCGACUCAGAUGCGAGUACUGGGCCAUCCUUACCAAAUACUGCAGAAUUGUUGGUACCAACUGCGAGGAGUGCGCCAAAAGCAACCCAUCGUGCGUGGCCCAGACGGACGGUCUUACUGGGCCAAUUCCUGGGAGUCGAACACAGUACUACAACUGCUCUAAGGACCGAACACUCAUCAGUGAUUGUCCCGCUAACUACGAGUUCAACACCGCGACAAGACGCUGCCAGUCGCUCACGUACCUGUCUUCAUCAGCACAGGCGGAAACCUACUGUAUCUCCAACCCUACUGGCAUGUUCCCGAGCUCCCUAAGCUGUGCCCAGUAUUUCGACUGUUCCCAGCCUGGCAGCAGGUUCGGCCGCUACAGAGUGGAGUGUCCUUACCCCGAGCUGUUUGACGUGGAGUCCAGAGCAUGUAAAGACCACACACUAGUCACCUGUGGUGGCAGUCCAAUGGUCAAAGACGCCUGCCAGUACCUUACCAACAUGGUCUACACUACUAGACUUCGGAACGAGAGACGUGGUGGUCACACUGUGGACUUAACCAGCGCCCAACAAAAACUGCAGGACAGCACUUACCAAGCCGUCAUGUGCCUGAGCCUUGUUGAGGUUGAGGCCACAGUGCGACUUGUGAUGCGACUUGUGAUGUGCCACAGCGCAGUUAACUUCUUCUGCCAGACGUACCCGGGCAAACGUGCCCCCAACCCCAUCAACUGUGCCCAGUACAUCAACUGUGCCCCCAGCCAGCCGCAGAUCAUAGAGUGUGGCUACCCCAGACUGUUUAACGGCUCCGUGUGUAUCGACCCUGAGUACGUCAAGUGCGGGAAGCGCUAUGAGCCCGUGGCACCAUGUGAUUACGAACAGAACAAGCACUGUCCCAAGAGCCAGGUGAACUGUCUACCCUGUGAGAAGAGGAUCCCAUCUUGUGUCGGUCUGCCGGACGGCAACCAGUCUUAUCCUGGACUUCCGCCAUCAACACUCUUCGUGAAGUGCAGGAACAACCGGACCGAGUCCGUCAUUAGAUGCAAGAGUGACCUUUUUAACCCCCACUUAGGGGAGUGUGGAGGAUCCAUUAGCCAGCUUCUGAUCGAGGACGCCUGCCGGAGGUUCCCCACGGCCGUGUUUGCGGAUCCUGACAACUGUGCCCGCUACAUCGACUGUUCGAAGCCCUACAGGCACAUCCUGAACACCAUGUACAAGCAGGAAUGCAAGUACCCGGAACUGUUCUCUGUGGAGUCCAAUAGUUGUGUCAACAUCUUCAAGGACAUUUCAACAACAGUCGACUGUGGAAAUCGAACGGAACCACUGAAUGCUUGUGACUACCACGAACAUUGUGGCAUUACCAACUACCCCUACUGUAGUAAUUGUACGAAUACAAUACCUAGCUGUGUCGGCCAGCCCGACCAACAGUACCUGAACUACCCCGUGGGCAACACCACUAGCUCCCGCUACUUUCUCUGCUACAGACACAGGACCGUCGUCUACGGCAACUGUUCCGAUAGGGAGAGAUUUGAUGUCAGGUUGAUGACAUGCGUACCCCUGUAGUUCUUCCAAUUAUUUACGUUACGGUAAAGAUUCUAGGUCGAACAAAUACUGGUGGAUAGUAGAUAGAUUUGGUCUCCUGAUGUGGUUGAUGUAUGUGUAAAGAUACUUGGUGAAGUAUGGUGUGUAACUGUCUACUGCACGUAUCUGGUAAUCUCGUGUUGAGUAUAUUUUGUACAGACCUUCCCGAGAGAGCAUCCCACAUAUCAAUGUGUACCGUAUACUCUCUGAAAACUGUCUGGUCACUGGUAUGGUUAUACACGUGAACUGAUGACCUCUUGACCAGAGUAUGUCCUUGACCUUUACGUAUCUACGUUUUCAAGGAUGUGACCUAUCUGACAAAGUCUGUUUAAUUUAAUAUGUGUAUGUUAAUUUAUAUUUCUCAUCUAAAACAAAUAUGUCCUUGUUUUCUUGCACAAAUUCAUCGUUUAGAAGUUAACGAAAACUUAAGACUGCCUACCUUUAACUAAUGGCUUUGAGUUUACAUUUUCUUCAUGAAAUUCAACUUUUGUGGAAGUGUUUGUCUGGACGUGUUGGAUCUCACGUUAAUGACAUCAAACGAUCUAUUUGGUCGAGUUUUAGUCUUAAAUGGUGUUAGGAAUCUUCUUUGAACCACGAAUACCUUCAUAAUGUACCAAAGUGUCCCUUCCUGUCGCAGUCUCUGCAUGAAUGUUUCUCUUCAAACAUCCCCCCCCCCUCCUCCCAUUAAAGCACAACAAUGGCAGCGUUGUUAAUCAAGGAAAGAUAACUCUUCUGAACAUUUAGAGGAGGAUACUGACAACCAAAACCAAACAUUAUUACCUCACCGAUUUCAAUGACCGACCGGCUUGUGAAACAAAUCGUAUUUUAUACAUCAUUACCGUAACUGCUCUCGCAUUACCAUAAUAAUUUUACAAAUUUACUAUAAUUGCCAUUUUCUGCAGAUACCAACUGUACAAUUCCUACAAGCGGAUGUAAAUUGGGAUGUCCAUUAAUUCAAACUCAAACAAUCUAUAUUUAUUGUUGUUCUGCAUCACAAUUCCAACUUCCCACAAGUAAAAUGAGCUAAGUCCUUUCAUUAUAAACUACACUAUAUGAGUUUCAAAAUUUCAUUUGGACAUCAUCAUUUUCGUUUUUUCAGGAUACACAAUCCCGACUUCAGCCCAUUUCAGCAGUGAUUGUACAUUGUAUUGACGGUAUGCUGUAUCAGUCUCUGUUGGUCAUAGGUACAUAUAUCAUAGACUGUGGUCAAUCGUUGGGACAUAGGUUUUCGGACUUCAUUCCUUGUCUUGCUUGAGCCUGACGUACCAUGACUAAUAAAAUAUGACUAAAUAUGACUAAAGUUCCGCACAGAGGCAGGCAUCCGAUGAUCAGUUAUUGGUAUGUUGUCGACGCCAAAGCUUUUGCAAAUAUGGAGUUAAAACAGUUGUGUCCGAAAACCUGUGACCCAGCGAUAUGACCUCUUUGACCGCUGGCCGGGGUUCUCCAAAUAUGGAAUACAAAUAAAUACAAGUAACAA
This is a messenger RNA of Haliotis rubra (blacklip abalone), 7392 nucleotides long. RefSeq lists its product as uncharacterized. Gene Ontology annotation, cellular component: extracellular region. The transcript has 27 exons. The coding region runs from base 561 to 5897 and encodes 1778 amino acids. The record is from RefSeq and is a predicted model, not a curated record. Gene Ontology annotation, molecular function: chitin binding. NCBI's taxonomy places the organism in Eukaryota, Metazoa, Mollusca, Gastropoda, Lepetellida, Haliotidae.